GGCAAAUGUCCACAGGAAAGCAUCUACAAUUUCAGUGGUGUCACUCUUUGUAUAAUUAGCUUAAUAAUCUGUCCCCCCGUUUUGGAGUUGUAUUUCGGUAUUUAGCAAAUUCAGCUAACUUCUCAAACAUCUUCAUAUAGCACACGGAAAUGCUGUCACCGAGGUUCCGGUUCCUAAGGUCGGUGGCGUCCUUGACAACCAUGACGUUCUCCCGGGGGCCUGUGUCUUUGCAGGGGAAGGCCCCGGACAUGUCUGAGGGAAAUGCUCACUUGCUAAUGUCCAAUGUGCGCAACAGGCUGAGAGAGAUUGUGGGAGCGUCCACUAACUGGAGAGACCACCAGCAGGCGUUAGCUGACCGUUUGUCAUUGUCCAAUCAGCUGGCUGGUUCUCAGGAUGAGCUUCCUGUCCGCAGGAUGAAGGACAGCUACAUAGAGGCCCACCUUCCCCUAGGCACAGACCCUACCCUUAGAGAGAAAUACCUCAACUACCUCAAAGGUGUCAGGUUUGGCCGUAUCCUGGAGGAUCUGGACAGUCUAGCAGUGUUGAUCUGUUACUCUCACACCCAUAACAAGACACUUCAGAGAUCUCCUCUGUCCAUCGUCACUGCCCUGGUGGAUAAGAUAGACAUGAGGAAACAAAUCAUCCACCCUGACUGUGACAUCAAGUUCACUGGUCACGUGACCUGGGUGGGGAAGACCUCCAUUGAAGCCAAGAUGCACAUGUCUCAGUACCACGGUGGGGCCUACACUCCAGUUCUGGACGCUACGUUUGUUAUGGUGGCCAGAGACCCUGAGAACAAGAGGGCAGCGUUUGUUAACCCUCUGAAGCCAGAGGGAAUUGAGGAGGAGAAACUGUUUCAGCAGGGAGAGAUCAAUAAGACGCGUCGUAUAGAGCUGAGUACAGCGUCUCUACUAAAGGUGGCCCCUACUGCUGAGGAGAGGAAGAUCGUACACAGCCUGUUCCUCAACACCCUGGACAGCAAGACAGUGAGUUUCCGUAGCAGAGUUCUGCCUCCUAACUCAGUAUGGAUGGAGGAUGCCAAAGUCAAAGGACUGGAGAUCUGCCAUCCACAGGAGAGGAACAUCUUUAACAGGAUCUUUGGAGGGUUUCUGAUGAGGAAAGCUUACGAGCUGGGCUGGGCUAACGCAUGUGUCUACGGGGGGUGUCGGCCUAACUUGGUUGCCGUGGACGAUAUCCUCUUCCGGAAGCCAGUAGAGAUUGGCUCCCUACUCCUGCUCUCAUCACAGGUGUGUUACACAGAGGGAAAGUACAUCCAGGUCAGAGUUCAUACAGAGGUUCUUGACCCCAUGACCCGGCAGCACAACACCACUAAUGUCUUCCACUUCACCUUCGCCACAGACAAAGACGUCCCCAACAUAGUGCCACAGAGCUACGGCGAGUCCAUGUUGUACCUGGAUGGAAAGAGACACUUUAACCAGACCCUGGAGUCUCAGUGAGACGUGAUGAACACUGACGAACCCUGACCCAACACAACAACUACCUGCUAAAGCCUUAGUGUCCAGCCACCGCACCCGCACUCCUUACCGUACGGUGUGUGUGUGUAUGUGUGUGUGUGUCUAUUUGAAUAACAAGGUAUCUAUUAAUUUGUUUACCUCUAUGUACCAAAUAUAUAUAUUUAUAAACUGGGUGGUUCGAGCCCUGAAUGCUGAUUGGCUGACAGCUGUGGUAUAUCAGACCGUAUACCACGGGUAUGGCAAAACAUUU
Salvelinus namaycush (lake trout) is the source of this 1725-nucleotide messenger RNA. Its product is annotated as acyl-coenzyme A thioesterase 9, mitochondrial-like. Gene Ontology annotation, molecular function: fatty acyl-CoA hydrolase activity. The record is from RefSeq and is a predicted model, not a curated record. Gene Ontology annotation, biological process: acyl-CoA metabolic process. The transcript has 16 exons. Gene Ontology annotation, cellular component: mitochondrion. Bases 150 to 1457 code for a protein of 435 amino acids. NCBI's taxonomy places the organism in Eukaryota, Metazoa, Chordata, Actinopteri, Salmoniformes, Salmonidae.